Messenger RNA from Lepidothrix coronata (blue-crowned manakin), 1181 nucleotides. RefSeq names its product adenylate kinase 6 (gene AK6). NCBI's taxonomy places the organism in Eukaryota, Metazoa, Chordata, Aves, Passeriformes, Pipridae. The record is from RefSeq and is a predicted model, not a curated record. Bases 59 to 574 code for a protein of 171 amino acids. Gene Ontology annotation, cellular component: cytoplasm; nucleus. Gene Ontology annotation, molecular function: ATP hydrolysis activity; AMP kinase activity; ATP binding. The transcript has 5 exons.
GCGCGCGCCGGCGGCGGCGGAGGCCCCGCGCACGUGUCUCCAGGGCGACGGCGGCGCCAUGAGGCGGCCGAACGUGCUGAUCACCGGCACUCCGGGCGUUGGGAAAACCACGCUGGGAAAGGAACUGGCAUCCAGAGCAGGGCUGAGCUACAUCAACGUGGGGGACCUGGCCAAGGAAGGGGAACUGUACGAGGGCUUUGACGAGGAGUACGACUGCCCCAUUCUGGACGAGGACAGGGUGAUCGACGAGCUGGAGGACAGGAUGAGGGAGGGUGGGGUGGUGGUGGAUUACCACGGCUGCGACUUCUUCCCCGAGCGCUGGUUCCACAUCGUGUUCGUGCUCCGCACAGACAACUCCUUCCUCUACGACAGGCUGGAGAGCAGGGGCUACACAGGGAAAAAGCUGCAAGACAACAUUCAGUGUGAGAUUUUUCAGACUCUUUAUGAAGAAGCUAUGGAGUCAUACAAAAAGGAAAUUGUGCACCAGUUACCCAGCAACACUCCGGAGGACCUGGAGAGAAACUUGGAUCAGAUUAUGCAAUGGAUUGAGCAGUGGAUGAAGGACAACAACUGAUUCAGGGUGGAACAGUGACUGCUGAAUCUCUUCCUGGGAGGGUUCAAUAAAUGACAUUCAUUUUGUAUCAGUUAAUGUGAAUUUUACUGUAACUGGAUAUGGUUGGGGAGUAGAAGGUUUAGAACAGCCAAGUUUGUGAAUGUUUGGAACAGCCUCUGAAGCACCCUGGGAGAGACACGCAGGAGAACCCACACAAGUGAAUGGAAGGAUGGAAACAGCACCAAAUUUCUCAGUAGAGGAGCUGUGUUCAAUAAUUGAGAACUCUUUGGGCCUCACAAUUAAAACCAAACCAUGAACUCACCCCAGAAAAACUGUAAAAUACUGAUAACUGGUGGCACUUUGGAUUUCUAGAGGGUGCAACAGUGUCCUGAAAAGGGGUUAAUCUGAAGCUGAGUUGUGAGACUGGAAACUGCUGUGCCCCACUGUGUCCUUGGGUGUGAGGCUAAUGCAGACGAGGGGUUGGUUCAAGUUAAGGAAGGAAGUGACACGGUAACAGUUAUUUUAAAAUUCACAGAACUUUGGGAAUUCCUUCAUGGGUAAGGACACAUGGGCUGUAUCUGCACUGGUGUGGAAUGCUGAACAAUAAAGAGCAAUAAGCUUUCUUUUC